UCAUAAAACGUCUAUCAGAAGAGGUAUUUAAUAUCAUAUUGGGUAAAGUGACUUAACAAUUUGAAAAAAACAGGAUUGUUUUUGUAAUUAUGUCCUGACCAAAACUUGUAAGUCUGCCUAUGGCUAAUGGAAUGGAAGCUAUUUCACUCCUGCAUUUAUGUAUGUAUGUCUGUGUAGCUAUAAGAUGCAAAUUGGUUCAACAGUUACCUCUAGAGAGCUCUCUGGUUACUUAGCUCUGAUUCCAGCAUAUUGCCUAGUAUGGCUUGGUAUCCUGUACGUGUUAGGUGUGAGGGACUUCUGUGGUGUGUUUCCCCAACACUGCGCUUCUCCCAAAGAUAAGAUGAAUACAAAAAAAUAGUUAGAAAUGACCCAGCUUUUGUAAUUUAACUUUGUAAGUUCAUCUUGAGAAUUAAUGUUUUCUGUACUGUACAUUUUAUACUUCAAUGUCUUACUCUUCACUUUGGUGUUCUCAGAACACAUGCAAGUGGCAAAAAAAAAAAAAAAAAAGUGCUGUCUUGCAUCGUGAAAGAUGAUGUUGUAACUCGAACUCCUCCUUGAGAAGUUCUGGUGGUUUGAUAAUGUGAGUUUGGAAUUUGUUUUGAAUGAUCUAGAUUACCGGCCCCUAAUUCAUGCUACCAGUGGCAUCUAUGAAACCAUUUCCUGGGUUUAGGGAAUCAGUCUCUAACUGGGAAAUUUUCCUCUGGGGAAAAUAAUUUAGAACAAAGUUCUUGGGGUCAAUAGUGAGUGCUCUAUACCAUAUGCAUGAAGACAAGAGUGGAGGGUUACUUCCAACUGAGUUCCACAAAGCGUGGAAUUAGAAUAUUCUUUAUCCUCCCCUACACAUUCUCUGAAGGAGAAGAGGGGAAGGAGUAACUCAAGGAAAGAAGUAUUAGUAGAGGGCUCCCAGAAAUUCUUUGGAACUGUCCUCUUGUCCAGUCUAGUCCAAAUACGCCUAAAUAUAUCUACAUCAUCAGAUGUGGAAUUGUGAAAAGAAAAUGUAACUGGUCACAAGACACUGUUUCUCUGGUCUCCCCAACCCUCAACCCUGAAUUUAGUCUUGCUUGGAGGACCUACUGGAGCUCCUGGUCCUCGGUGGACCUUCCCUGACAAUUAACAGUCCUCGCUGAGGCCCCACCCCCACUUCUAUUUCUCCCCAGUUUAACAGUUUAUUAUAUACUGUCUUGAGUGGUAAGUAAUGUGUGUUCACAUUGUGUGACCACCUAGAUUAUACAUAUGGAGGGUAGAAUGAAUGACCUUGGGUGCUGAACAUCUAGCAGGUAUUUAAAUAAGUGUGUGAGCACCAAGCUUUGAUCUAACUCAGGAGCUGGUCCACUCACUAUUUGAUGAGAAGCGCCAACCCUCCACUCACCACAAGGCCCUCCAAGAGUCUAAGGGAAACCCAAGGGGAAGGUGAGAGUGCACGUGGGACUCUCCAAGACAGUCGUCCCACAUGCCAGAGGCCACCCAGGCCUAUCUCCGUUUGGAAAAUCAGAGCCUACAAUUUGGUAUCAGACCAGGCUGUUUCCCCUGACCAAGAUGGGCAUGAAAACUGGGCGGCCCUGUGGGGCUGCUUGGGGAGGGGGAGGGGGUAAGGAGCGCUUUGUCCCUCCUGCCCUAUAGGGAAGAGAAACUUCUCAGGAAUCUGUGUGUGGGUCUCCAGGGCCUCUUCCCCGCAGAGACCCGCCCUCGGCCCCUGCUCGUGGCUUCCUCCCCUCCCCCACCCCGCCCCUCCUCCACUCCACCCCACCUCGCGCGCGCCCCGCCCCCUCCGCCACGGGGUUCCAAGGGCGGUUGGCCAGCCACGGCCACGGUCACUCGGCCACUCGGAGCUGCGGGGCGCACGGGGUGGAGAAAGCCGGCUUUAGGGUUUGGGCUGGGAACUGAAGAGAAGUUUUCUGGGGCGGAAAGGAAGUGGGAGUGAGAAGGAAGGGACUGAGUCCACACAUCAGAUACAGUCCUUUUAAGUGCCCAUUUAGGACGGUUGCAGAGCAAGCAGCUUUUAGUGGGACAGGACAAGAACCACCCCAAACCUGAGGUUUUGACUGUUCCUAUCUCGUGGCCGAGGCUUGGACGGGUCCCGAAGCCUGUGAGACCGUAGAAGCGGGCUUCAGCUAGCCCGCAGGCACGCGCUGGACCCUAGCAUCUCUCCAGGAACCAAAGGGCUUCUGGCGGCGGCGGUUGCCCGCGGGACGGUUCUUUGCAGGGCGGGGCUGGGAGAAGAGCGAGGGAACUCAAGAGAAGCGUCCAGAGUUGCCAUGGAAACGGGGGCCUGCGGAAGGCUUCCCAGCCACCGGGAGUCCCGUGAAAUUUGCCCCCAGGGACUACUGGUGUUCACCGGAUCUUCAGAACAGGACUCCACCUUGGCCAAGCAGUUCUGGACCGCAGCGUCCCUGUACCCCCCUAACGAAUCGCAGCUGGUGCUGCCCCGAGGUAGCAGUCAGCGCCUGCCGGUGGCCCGGCCCUCUAGGCGCCGUCCGCGGGAGACUAUAAAUGUCACUGCUGAAACCAGAAAGAUUGAGGAAUCUGAGGAGAAAAAAAAGUAUCUCCAAAAGCAGGCUAAAAGGAGAGAUGAGAUUCUCCAACUCCUAAGAAAACAAAGAGAAGAAAGGAUCUCGAAAGAACUGGUUUCCCUUCCUUAUAAGCCAAAGGCCAAAGUACACAAAGCAAAAUUCAUGUUACUGCCAACAGGAAAGUGAUGUCAGAGUCAGAUAAGGAAGACCAAGAGGAGGUCAAAGCCUUGGACUAACGUGAUCAAUGCAAGGGUGAGGAUGGCUUACUUAGAUACUGACUUUUGAAACAACCUUCUCUAAUAAUCAGGACCCUUGGGAUCACUUUGUUAAAACAAAGAAAUAAAAGUUAAAUAUGCAGACUUCUAGGAAUUUUACCAGUUACUGAAUACUUGCAUCUACUUUGCUUGGUGGGUACUGCUGGAUGUGACGCCACACAAUCCUCUCUCUCAUAUCCCAAUUCUGAAACCCCCAUUUAUCUUAUUUUCUUGGGCAGGGUAUGUCCAGAACUACUGUAUUUGAUCUAUAUUAUGAGUAGCAGAUAAAAUGGGGGUUUUAUAUGCCCCAACAGGAGUUUUAUAUGCCCCAACUUGAGACAGUUAUUAAAAAAUCCUGAAAACACUAAAGUCUUCUCGCUGUAAAAAAAAAAAAAAAAAAAA
This is a messenger RNA of Mustela erminea (ermine), 3166 nucleotides long. RefSeq names its product chromosome 9 C11orf88 homolog (gene HOATZ). The transcript has 7 exons. Gene Ontology annotation, biological process: cilium assembly. NCBI's taxonomy places the organism in Eukaryota, Metazoa, Chordata, Mammalia, Carnivora, Mustelidae. The record is from RefSeq and is a predicted model, not a curated record. The coding region runs from base 2256 to 2696 and encodes 146 amino acids.